Acanthopagrus latus (yellowfin seabream) is the source of this 2255-nucleotide messenger RNA. It is a transcript of the gene ube2r2, whose product is annotated as ubiquitin-conjugating enzyme E2R 2. The record is from RefSeq and is a predicted model, not a curated record. Gene Ontology annotation, biological process: protein polyubiquitination; ubiquitin-dependent protein catabolic process. The transcript has 6 exons. NCBI's taxonomy places the organism in Eukaryota, Metazoa, Chordata, Actinopteri, Spariformes, Sparidae. Gene Ontology annotation, molecular function: ubiquitin conjugating enzyme activity. The coding region runs from base 632 to 1414 and encodes 260 amino acids.
CCGUACGUGCUCUACGUUCUGCAGACACGCGCAAUGAUAGCCGGAAGCACCGAUGGGAGGAAAAUAAAAAUCGAUGAAAUCCACUGUUAUUCGCGAGUGUAAACCUCUCACUUACUGUCCUUUUCGCGACCGUAGGCUCGAAUUCAUCCUCCACGCACACUGCCAGCGUGCCGGAGGGGACGGCAGGGAGCAGGAGAGCUGCUCCGUUUGAACGAAGUUGCUCGGUAGGGGUUUAGCUGACGUGUGGAGAAGUUGAGACUGCCAGAGAGCAGAUAAACAAACAUAAACAAGCAGGGAUCAGCUGAGCGCCAGCCCGAACCGAACCAGCAGCACGGAGAGAUGUCAGGGAGAACGAGUUUCCUCUUUUGCGCCCAAGAAUGAUCCACAGGAGACCGUGACUUACACUGAUACUAGCUCCAUGUCAACUGUCAACAGUGGAACACAAAGAAUUUCGGAAACACAACACGAGGACCAGCCAUAGGCUUUAGCAGAGAAUCCACUGCUCCUGUCACUGUCUCUUUGUCAAGACUUAGCCAGCCUAGCAUGGACAACCAAUGACUUUACCUUCCAGUUCUCAGCUGUAACGACACGAAUACACAUUACAGUGCGAGGAGAGAGAAGUGGGAUCAACAUGGCCCACCAGGCAACCCCUAGUUCCCAGAAGGCCCUGAUGAUGGAGCUGAAGUCUCUGCAGGAGCAGCCGGUGGAGGGCUUCCGCAUCACUCUGGUGGAGGAGUCUGACCUCUACAACUGGGAAGUGGCCAUCUUCGGGCCCCCCAACACCCUGUAUGAGGGAGGCUACUUCAAGGCUCACAUCAAGUUCCCAGUUGACUACCCGUACUCCCCGCCCACCUUCCGCUUCCUCACCAAGAUGUGGCACCCCAACAUCUACGAGAACGGAGAUGUGUGCAUCUCCAUCCUGCACCCUCCUGUGGACGACCCUCAGAGCGGGGAGCUGCCCUCUGAAAGAUGGAACCCCACCCAGAACGUCAGGACCAUCCUGCUCAGUGUGAUCUCUCUGCUCAAUGAGCCGAACACCUUCUCCCCGGCCAAUGUGGACGCAUCUGUCAUGUUUCGCAAAUGGAGGGACAGCAAAGGCAAGGACAAGGAGUAUGCAGAGAUUAUCAGGAAGCAGGUGAUGUCAACAGCAGCGGAGGCGGAGCGCGAUGGCGUCAAGGUGCCGACCACUUUGGCGGAGUACUGCGUCCAGACCAGGGUUCCCUCACAGGACAGCAGUUCAGACCUCCUCUAUGACGACCUCUACGACGACGACAUGGAGGAGGAGGACGAGGAGGAGGACGAGAGCGAGAUGGAGUCUGUAGGCGAAGCCGGGGGGAUGAGCUCAGUCGAGGACGGCGGGACGUCCACCAGGCGUUACGACAACCAGGACGACUCUGGCAACGAAGACUCGUGAUGAUCUGGAGGACAACCCCUCCCUGCCAACCCACCUCCCUCCUCCCUCCUUCUUUUGUGUGUUCCGUUACGAUUUUCUGUUUGUGUGCGUGCGUGUGUGUGUUUGCCCAUACAGUGGGGUCAAAGGUCUACUGCCAAAAACCGUUUCAUCAUUUAUUAAACUAAUACAAACCAUUGGUCAAAUGAUAGUUGUCAGAUGCUUUUACAUAGGUUUUUAGCAAAGGUUUGUUUCACUCAAAGUCAGAAUUUGGUGUUUCCACCAUUUGCCUUAAUUACAGCUUGCACUCUGUUAGGCGUCAGACGUUCUGGCAGAGUUUGAGAAUUGAAAUGAAUCCAGCACAGUGUGAGAGUGUUUGUCGUGUUAUAUUAAAGUUCACUUUUUUUUUUUUAAAUGUUCCUGAUGUGGAGGUUUAGGAUCCAUGAUCAUCAACACUGAUGUAAAGGACCAGAGGUUAGGAUCUAGUGGCAUUUAGCUGUGAGGUCGCAGAUCGCAUGAAACGAAACACCCCUCGUUUGUGAAACACACGGUGGUGCAACACGGUGGACUCUGUAGAAGAGAGCCUGCUCCCUUUGUAGAUAUAAAAGGGUCAGUCUGAGGGAACGAAAACACACCAAUUCUUAGUUUCAGGAGGUAAUGCAAAAAUGAAAACACAAUUAUGAAUAUUGUAUUCCAUUUCUGCCAGCGGAUCCCUCUAAAUGCCCCUAAAGUCUCCACAUCAGGCCUUUAAAUUCAGUGGUAUUACUCCAUGGGUCAGCGUGUGAGAAAUCAUGUGCAAGUUACUGACUCCAGAGGAGGCAAAACAUCCCCACAAAUAAAUAUUUCCCCAUUGUGGUUAACUCUA